CCCUCGACAUGUCAGUCCUCACAUCCAGACUGUGCCCGCUGCUCCGGGCGCAGCUCGGCCUUUACGCGGCCCCAGGACGCGCGGCGGCCCGCGGCUUCUCCUGCUCCGUCAGCUGUCCGCAGCUCCGGGCGGCCGGUACCGGUAAACCCGGCUCUCUGACGGGUAAACUGGACCGGUUCGGGGGGGUGACGGUGAACCUGGACGAGCUGGGACUGCCGCCGGACAUCAGCGAGACGUCGUUCAGCGCGCUGCUGCGAGAGUCUCUAGAGCGGUGGAGAGCAGACGGGAAGGUGGCGGUGUGGCUGCGGGUUCCCAUCUCUCUGAGUCGGUGCGCGGCCGCCGCCGCGGCCCACGGCUUCACGUUCCACCACGCCAAGAGCGACCACGCCGUGCUCGCCCUCUGGCUGGGAGAAGGGGAGAGCCGGCUGCCGAGGUUCGCCAGUCACCAAAUCGGAGUGGCAGGUGCAGUGGUCGACGAGCAGCCCGGAAAGGUUCUUGUCGUCCAGGACAAAAACAAGACGCUAACUGAAUGUUUCCCAGGUGCGACCGCCGUGCGCGAGGUGUUCGAGGAGACCGGCGUCCGCUCCGAGUUCAGGUCUCUGCUCAGCAUCCGGCAGCAGCACAACCACCCCGGCGCCUUCGGCAUGUCGGACAUGUACAUCAUCUGCCGGCUGAGCCCGCUCACCUACGACAUCGACUUCUGCACGCAGGAGUGUCUGCGCUGCGAGUGGCUGGAGCUGCGCGAGCUGGCCCGGACCAGCAGCACCACGCCCAUCACCUCGCGCAUCGCCCGGCUGCUGCUGCACGGCCUGGAGCACGGCUUCGGGGACAUCGACCUCGCCAUGGAGGAGCUCCCGGCCGUCUACUCCGGGAUGUUUUACCAGCUGUACCACAGACAGCCUCCCGUAACAACCAAACAAUAGAGAGAGCGGGCAGAUCUGC
Cololabis saira (Pacific saury) is the source of this 942-nucleotide messenger RNA. RefSeq names its product nudix (nucleoside diphosphate linked moiety X)-type motif 6 (gene nudt6). Gene Ontology annotation, molecular function: NAD binding; NADH pyrophosphatase activity; ADP-ribose diphosphatase activity. The record is from RefSeq and is a predicted model, not a curated record. NCBI's taxonomy places the organism in Eukaryota, Metazoa, Chordata, Actinopteri, Beloniformes, Belonidae.